This is a messenger RNA of Phlebotomus papatasi, 12033 nucleotides long. RefSeq names its product transcription factor AP-4 (gene crp). Gene Ontology annotation, cellular component: nucleus. The transcript is spliced from 3 exons. Gene Ontology annotation, biological process: regulation of transcription by RNA polymerase II. The record is from RefSeq and is a predicted model, not a curated record. Gene Ontology annotation, molecular function: protein dimerization activity; RNA polymerase II cis-regulatory region sequence-specific DNA binding; DNA-binding transcription factor activity, RNA polymerase II-specific. Lineage: Eukaryota; Metazoa; Arthropoda; Insecta; Diptera; Psychodidae. Bases 537 to 2078 code for a protein of 513 amino acids.
GAAACGUCGAACGCAACUUUUCACCCGCGAGACAGAAGUAGUUUUCUAUGGGAAAUUGCAGAAAAAUCAACAAAUUUGCUAAUAUUUUGGCGUAAAUGGGUGUCUCUGAGGUGUCUAAGUAAAAGUGCAUUGAGAAAAUAGUAUGCUUUGGUGGAGUUUAUAGUGGAAAAUAGUGAAAAUGUGUUUCCGCCCAGAUCGCGGAGCAUUCCAGUAUCGGUGAAAUAGCGUCAGCCUAAAAAGUCUCAGCUGUUUCCCGCCAUCAGAAGUCUUCGGGAUUUCAUGCUGUUCGGUGUGAGGUGCAGUUUUCGGUGGAGAAAAAUCUAAUUUUCUGUGUACUAUUGGACAUUUUCACCUUGUGAAUUAGUGUUUAUUGUUUGACUGUGUUGUUGGGAAGACAAAUUGCGUCGGAGCUAAACAAUUUUUCCCCCCAAAUUACUUGUGCAAAGCAAAAAUAGAAAAACAAUUUCUUUUUUUCUCUCCCAUCUUUCCUUCCCGGGCCACACAAGAAUCCGUGUGUUUGCGGCGUGUUGUGCAAAAUGUCAAUUGUGGGUAAUAAAAGUGAAGAAUUUGUUGUGGUGGAGACUCUGCAGAAAUCCGACGAGAAAUUCAUAAUUACACAAGAGGACGGCGGCGGUGGUGGACAUCAUAAUACAACAACAACCACGAUGAUUGAUAAUGAUAAGAAAAUGCGACGCCAAAUUGCUAAUAGCAAUGAAAGGCGUCGAAUGCAGAGCAUCAAUGCGGGAUUUCAGAGCCUGAGGCUACUCCUGCCCCAUCAUGAGGGAGAAAAAUUGAGCAAGGCUGCAAUUCUCCAACAAACAGCAGAGUUUGUUUUUAAUUUGGAGCAGGACAAAAAUCGCCUGAUGUCCAAUGUGUCCUACCUGCGAGAGCUCCUGCUAAAGAACAACAUCAAUCCGGAUUUGCCGACUGUAAGUGUCUCAAGUACGGGCACAACCGCCACAACGUCCACAGUGUCGGGGAAGAAGCGCAAAUUGGACAAUGUGAUGACCAUGCAGACUAUCUCGGACUCAUCGGAUGAGGGUCUGGGGUCAAUGUCACCCGAGCCCCUCACCUUUGUCACAGUCAUGACGAAACCAAGUGGAGCCAUCACCACAACGACAUCCGCCUCUGCAGCCUCCACCAAUAGUAUCUUGGCCAAGGAGGUGGUGGAUCUGAAGCACCAGCUGGAGAUUGAACGGCGCCAAAGAAUGAUGCUGGAGGAUCAGCUGAGGCAGCUGGAGUGUCAGGUGUAUCCGGAGCGAUUGAGUCGUGAGGAGAGGAUUUAUCAGCAUCAGGAAGUGAUUGAGCAUACGGAUAAUUUGAGGGUGGAUGAUGUUGAUAUGGUGGAUGGACCUGAGGAUGGUGUAGAAGUGGUGGAGGAGGAGGAUGAUGAAGAUGAAUCUACGACAAUCUCACUGCUCCCUGAGGAUUCAAUGACUAAAGUAUCACUGUCACAGUUGCAGUUGCAUCAGACGCAUGAUCUGCAAGAUAUGCAAGUGGUAUCGUUGGAUAGUUUACCAGCGACUGGACAGAAUGUGGUUGUGUGUUCGCCGGUGGAGGAGAUAAGUAUUGAGGAGACGCGUGUGGUGUCACCAAGUCGUGUUGUGGUGGAGAAAGUUGAGGAGGUGGUGGAAAAGGCAGAAAUCAGCACGAAACAGAGGCUUCAGCCAAUUCUGGAGGCCGUGAUUAAGGCAGAGCCAAAAGUGGAAGUUGAACGAAUUAGUAAUUCACCUGUGAGUCUCACAGUGGUCAAAUCUGAGGAUUCUGCAGCGGCCCAAUCGCGAAUGUAUGUGACAUCGACAUCGAGGCAGAAUCUUGAGACAAUUGUGGAGGCGAUAAGGCAUCUCGAGGGUGAUCAUUUGUUUGGGGAGACGACACAGGAACAACCAACCCAGGAAGCACCACUAGCACUCACCACCCACAACAAACAGUCACAUCUGCAGCCCCUGCAGCAUGCCCGGAAAAUCCAUGUGGAUGUCAAUCCAUUCCUGCACUUCCGGACACCAACAACAGCCACGGCACAGCACCUGCAGCAGCAAUGUAGGCCGGGUGUGAUUGUGGUGAAGCAGAACUCCUGAUCUGCUGAGGCAGUAAGUGGGCGCAGGAGUGGGAUUGGACAGGGAUUGACGGCGGUCGGUGGUGAUGGUAUUGUGUGUGUCGUGGAUAAAUUUUGACACAGAGAGCAGAUGAGAUAUGUGACUAAAUAAUUUUUAAGUAUAACUUCUUUUUAGAUUUUUACUGAUAUAAUUAUAUACUUAUAUAUACAUAUAUAUGUAUAUAUAUACAUAUAUAUAUUUUAGGUAAUGAAAAAAAGAAAACAAAGUGGACGAUUUAUGUAACAAAUUACACAUUCGCAUGUGUUUUUAGUCAUUACAGUAGAGACACACACCCAACACAAAGAAACCCCGAAAAAACAACUUUGAAAAAAAAAGAGUUAAUGAACAAUUUUUCAACGUGAAAUUGCAUUCAGUGUAACAGAAAAAAAAUAAUUUCAUUUAAAUAUCAAAAAUUUAGAGAAAUUUUUCAAAGGCAGGGAAUUUGAGAGAACUUGAAUGUCUUCUGGGAAAGUUUAAAGAGGGUUCUAAUCCUGGCUAAAGUUCAAAUUCGAAAUCAAGAUGCCAAGGAAGACAUAAAUCCUUGGUCCUUUUGCUUUGCAAUACGCAAUGACCUCAAUAUAUUUUAAUCCAAAGUGCCAAAGUCACUUCAAAACUUAUUAUUUUUCACCCUAAGGAUAGAUAAUCUACGAACGACGAUUUAAGGUAAUGUAUCUUCGAAGAAAAAUCUUACGUAAUUUAGCAAUUUAUUCGUCUAAUUUUGGAAAGGAGGAAAGUUGACAGGUUUCGGUAUUCUGAAGUCGAGACACCGUAUUUAUGGUUUGGGUCUUUGAUAUUGAGUUUGUGAAGCAUUAAUAACUGAAUGUUGAAAUGAAGUAUAUAAAGAUAAUUCAAAGGUACACAGCUCUCUCAGAUAUCCGGCUGACGGAGGGACAAAAUGACAUUUUGGUUUUUUGAAUCUGGUCAACGGUUUUUCUAUUUUGCGCUGUGUUGCAAUUAUUUCUGUCGAAACGCAACAGAAUUUUCUUAGUGGUGCGCUUAUAUUUCAUUGUACCACAAUUAAAUAUCAAAGGCUUUUUUGUUUUCUCCCUUAACUACUCCCCUUACCAAGGUCUUGGGCAUUGAGGCCUAUUUUUAAUCAAAGGCUUUGAUAAAGUGAAAAUACCAUUUUAAUUCAUGCAGGACAAGCUGCAUACUUAGUUAAAAAAAAAUUGAAUUCAUCAACCGUCAGUUUUGACAGCUGUCAACCGGAUAUCGAACCCGUCAAAUCAUUGCUCUACCUGCCGAUUUUACUCGGAGGUGUUUUGAAUUGUGACGAUAUAUUCUAGUACAUUUAGAGAAAUUCUGUAGAUUUUCGGCAGAAUUUCUGCCUAGAAAAUCUGUAGAUUUUCAGUAGAAAUUCUUCCGAAAAUCUGCAGAUUCUCGGCAGAAUUUCUGCACAGGAAAUCUGCAAUGUCUCCACUUUCUCAACAAAAAUAUUGUUGAUUUAUCAAGAAACUGCAUCAGUUACAAAGAAAAUGGUAUGCUCUGCUUAACAAGCAUUACCGAUUAAACAUUUUAGAUAACUAAAAAAAUGCGAGCAAAAAUACUAAUUUCUUAAAAAUCGCCAAUCGAAUGAUACGAAAACACGAAAUUUAGAUCGACACUGUGUUUAAAGUUAUCACUUCAUUAUUCUCUACUUAUAACACGACGUCGCAGAAUUCUUUAUUUUAUAUAAACACUGUGAUAUCACCAAGAAUCACUCUAUUGAAUUUUGCAAACUUCAGUGAAAAAUAUUCCAUCUUUUCAGACACAGGUAUCUGGAAAGUCUGGAAUGUAGAUAAAUCUACAGAAAAUCGGCAAUAUAUCUACAGAAAUUCGUCAGAGUAUGCACCAGGAUUCGUCAGAAAAUCUGCAAAAAUUUCUGACGAAUUUUGUCCCAAGCCCAAAUAAUAUUCGUAGGAAUAUUACCGAUUUAUCGGCAGAUUUUCGGCAGAGGUGUAAAUAUUUUCUGCAGGAAUCUUAAAGAUAUCUGACGAAACUAUUUGACGGAAAGUGCCGAAUAUCGGAGAGAGCUGUGUAAACUGAAACUUUCGAACACUUGAACGUGAAAUCAAUUAACGGGAAUCGCUUAAAUUAAAUUUAAGGACUCCCGAUUCUAACGGUGUAAUAUAUAACAGGUUAUUAAGUCUGCAAGUUGACACAUAAAUGACGCCGCUAUCAUAAAAUCUUAAAUAAAUGUAUCUCCGAAUUAGCCACAUUUUACAAAUCAUGUACUGCAUUUGCUCACUUUGAACGAACACCUACAAACCAAAAACGAAACAAAAUUGAACAAAAUUGGCUUUGAACUGGUUCUUCAGCAGCCAUAUGCGGAAGACCGUAUUUCGAAAGAUCCAUUUUUUAACGGGAUAAAACAAGUUGGAUAAAAUCGUUAAAAACUUUUAUCGACUUUUAUAAGCAUUUUCUUGAUAAAUGAAAUCGAAUUUGACCAUUUUCUUUCUUAUCCUAUGGACAUUCAAUAACCCGUUAGUAUUGCAAAUGGGAUAAUAUCGUAAUAUUACCCGUAAAGUUCUACCCAAAAAUACGAAGAAACCAGAGCAAAUUCAUAUAUUUUCCAGUUUAUUGAAUCUUACAAGAGGAAUAAUACCUAAAGUUCGUUUUAUUGCUUGAUUGGAUAAUCAAGAAUUGGGAAAAGGCCGUAGAACAUUGCUCAAAUAUAGAUAAUGAUCUCGAGGAAUUGAGACUUUCAGACAUGCCAUAAAAGCUAUAAUUUACGGUUGCCGGAAUAAAGAAGACUUCAUGUCAAAGUCAUCUCUUUAACUGGUGAACGAAAAAUAUUUACAAGGCUGCGAUCAAAUUCACAAGAGCAACUAUGAGUAACUUUGACUGGUUAAUAUUUGUAUAACAAUUUCUCCUUUUUCUUAGAACAGUUAAAAGUGUCUCGGAUUAAGGUCAAAUGGUGUAUUGUACGUGAUAAUUGGGAUUGUCCGCAGCUAAAUGGACAAGUAAUUAGUUUUCUUCUGGUUACUUUCGUGAAUGUCACCUCUAUUUUAACUUUAGUAUUCGGAAAACAUUGCUUUGUAGUACAAAUGAAAUUAUUCUUCGUUUCAACAUUCAGUUCCAAUUUCUUCGUAUUCCUCAUUUCAGAAUACCAAAAUCUCAUAGAUUUUCUGAUUUUAUAGAGAAAAGUUUCAGACAUUUAUAUUCUAAAUAGAAGAUAUCUUCAAGAAUGCAUUUUAGAACAGAAAUUCUAACAAUAAAAACUACAAUACUCAUACGUAAUAUUUUUCAUUAAAGCGAAAAAUAUUAUUCAUUGGUAUUGUCUGAAAAAUUACUUAAAUUUCGGGCUAGUUUUGUCCCUAUCGUUCAUAGAAGCACAAAAUACACAGAAUCAAACUCUGUUGGACUUUCCAAGGUUAGAUGUAAGACUUAUCAUUGAUUAUAUUUCUCAGUUUAAUUUUUAUUGUUAAUUUUCAAUCCGUAAAAAGUAUCUCGUCGUUAAAGGGUUGAAAUCUGAAGAGAAGACAUCUUCAAAAAUUAUUUUGAAAACAAAUUUUUGAGUUUUUGCGGUUUGUGUCUUGAAUAUCAAGAUGUCAAGCAUAGAAAAAAUAUUUUGUAGAACUAUUCGUAAACGUUUGUGAAUUUACGAAAUAUUCGUAAGUCGUGUAACCAACUAAUAAGUUUAUCAGGGGCCUCUCAACAUUUCAUUUUUCCAUGCGUUUUUGCAUAGAGGCACUGAAGACUAUUGUCAAGUUUUUUCCUAAACAGAAUUGACUUAUCAGUCUGAUAUAUUUCGAAAUCAUGCAUUGAUUAAAGGCUAUCUAAAAAUACAUAUUUCAUAAUGUUCGCCAAAUUAUUACAAGAACUACGAGCAAAUUUGUUUAAGUCACGGUGCAAUAUCUGCAAAAUUAUUACAAGGAAAAAUGAAAAAUAACUUCACUUUUUAUUGGGCUUGAUGGGCCCCUGAAGUUUGUACUUUUUCACAAACUGGCCUCAAUUCUGAGACCAAGAUCAAGAUCAAGAAAAUUUCAAGAUUUUGGUACUAUUCUGAAAUAUUCUUCUUUUUCUUCUAUUUUAUGUAAGGCUGUCGGACUCACUUAAUUCUGAAAUCAAAAAAUCAAGAUCAAGAUGACAAAUCUGUCAAAUGUCUUGAAAUCUUCCAAGGCACAAACCGUGUGGAUAUCAAGAUUUCCAAUUCUGGAACCAAUAUUUCAAGAUGUCAAAUUUCUUGAUUUCUUGAAAUAAUUGCAAGAACCUCUCGGAGAAUUUUCAAGAUACUAACAAUUUGAAGAGUUUCAUACGGAUAUGACUAUUGAUAAGGAAUAUUUCUAUAAGAUCGGCUUCGGACCUAAGGUUUAGCCCAGUUCCCGAUGGUCUCGAAAUUCAAAAUAGCAACCAAUUUUAUUGGUUUUUCAAAAUUUAAUGAAUCACUUGCCCAUGUUGACCAAUCUUAAGUGAUAAUUUUCCAAAAAACUCUUGAUUAAGAAGAAAUUAGAGAAGUUAAGCCAUAUGGCUAAGCCUUGAGUCUGAAGUCCGUAUAACAGAUGGUUAUUAAAUGAGAAUUACUUUGAAAAAUACUGUGUUUGAUCUUGUAAUUUAAUCGAAAUAGUACGUAUUUCUAAAUGUACAUAUCAAAAUACACCACCCUGAGGAUACCUGCAAAUUAAUCACAUCUUGCAUAAGCAUUUCUUAAUUUAUGACAGGUCACAAGUUUGGUUUGCACUUCCUGUACUCCCGUUUAUGGCCUCUCAUUUAUUCUUUAAUACGUUCUAUAACUAAUUUUCGUAAUUUAUGUGACGAAAUUUUAACAAAUUCAACAGAGAUAUUUGUCAGAAGUAACGUUUCGUUAAGUAUGGAAAAUCUUGAAAUCUUGGUUCUUAGCUAAGACAUUUUAAGUUCCAUAAAUACUUCGCGUCAGAAUACGAAAUCUUGAUUUUGGGAAUAUUUGACAGCUUGAAAUUUUGAUCUUGAUCUUGAUCUCAGAAUUGAGGCCAUUGCUCAAAAAUAAAGUUUCAGAUUCUUUUCAAAAUAUCCCUUCCGUAGUAUUUUUCCAAGCUUAAAUUAUAUAUUUUUUUGUAUCUACGGGCUGAAUAAAGGCCUAUAAUCCUAUUGUAAUUUUUGCUUUAAUAAGUUCUACUUGUAAUAAUAUCUUUGCUAGUCUUUUAUCCCUUAAACCUAUGUUUUACUGUAGGUUUUCGCUUAAGAACCAGUUUGCUUUUAAUAAGGUCUUGCUAAACCGUAGAAUUUUCAACAUCUUCAUCUUGAUUUUGAUUCUCAAAGUAGAAGCCUCAACACACGAAGAAGAUACUCAACUUCUAAAAAUUCUCUCGCUACUUAAAAAAAAUUCAAAGAAUCCCUUAAUCAAACAAAAUUGGACAGUUAUAUCUUUUGUUAUUCUGAGUAACAAAAAAACACAAGUUUUAAAAUAAAUAUCUUUAAUGACCGUCUCAAAAGUAUUCAUAAAAAAAAAACAUAAAAUUCCCGGAAAAUAUUGCAAAAUAAAUUCAAUUUGAGACAAAAUCGUGUCUAGAUAGAAAAAUUUUAAUUAAAAAGUAAAAUUUAAGGCAAAAAGAAGUACAAGUAAAUCAAUUUAUUGUAAAAUUGGCGUAUUCUCGCCUUAAAGAAUUUUAGGCAAAUAUUAAUUUGUUCCAAACAAAAUUUAAGAAAUGAAACUACUUAAAAAAAAAUGUACAAAAUUGAUUUUUCGGAGAUAGGAACAUUCCAAAAUUUAAUUACAAAUUUCAAAGUACAUUUAAUGAGGACAUUUAAAAAAAAACAAAUUGUUAACACUAACUAAUAUUACCAUAAUACAAAUUGAAGGUGGAAAAGAAGUGGUGCUCUUUCGGUUUAAAUAUCUUUCUUUAAAUUGAUCUAUAUCUUUGGUUUUUUUCGGUUUUUUUUUUGGAAAAACAUUAGCAAAUUUGAUAAGAAAAAAAAAUAAAGAGAAAUAUCGGUAUAGACAAAAAACCAAAUGGGAAGCAAUAAAUCCGGGAAAAAAUCUGACGGUCAGUUAGUGAGAGAAAAAGCAUUGAAUACAUAUUUUAAAUUAAAUUAAAAAAAAUAAUAGAUAAUUUGUUUAGUAAGAAAAAAUUUUGGCGCCAUGAAUUUGGAUCUCUUAAAUUAUUAUUAAAAUAAUAAUUAGAAAUUGAUGAAUCUCCAGACUAAAAAUUCUAGUAGAGAGGGUAUAAGUUGUGUUUAUCCAACGUUAUAAUACUAUACUUUUAUUAAAAAAAGGAAAAAGAAAAAUAUUAUGAACAAUAAUUUACUUUACAAAUUAAAUAAUGUACAAAUGUUAAAACGAAGUGAAAUAAUUCAAAACCUGAUAAAAAAAAGAAUACAUUUUAAUGCAGAUUGAGAAAUUCAUUCUCUAGAAAUAUUACAUUUCUACUUAUUUUCUAAAUAUUUUCGAAGUAUGGAACAUUUUUUUUUCUCUACUUCCUUUUUUUUAUUUUCUCUAUGUCAAACAAAUUAAAAAUUCGAGUUGAUUCGAAUUUAAUAGGAUUUUUGCAUUCAUUUCUUUCGUCACAAUAAACGGACAACUUUCAGUCAAUGAAUGGACAAUACAAGACACUCAAAACACACAAAAAAAAGAAAGAUGAAAGGAAAAUUUUUUGAUUUAAUGAUUUCUAUGAAAUUUUUACAAUUAUUUUACAUUAAAAGAGAUUUUUUUUGCUAAAAGAAAAAAAAACAAUUCAUUUUCACAACAUAAAAUGACGAGUAUGUGUAUUUAAGUUCAAUCGAAAAGUCCAAAAAAAAAGCAUGAGAAUAAAACCAUGGAGAGAAAUGAUGAAAGUAGAAAGUACCAUGUUCUACAGUUGAUUAUAUAUUUUUUGGGAUAAAAGAAAUAUUAAACAUUUGUAUCAUAAUGAUAUUAAAAAAAACAUAAUUUGUUUGACAUAAAUUUUCCUUCGAGAAACAAUCAUUUUCAGUCUCUUUCAAUGUUCCAAAUGUGUAUUUUAACCCCAUUCUCUUGGUCAACUAAGAGGUUAUUUACGAAUUUUAGGUUAUGUUGAAUUUAACCUUGAAAAUCCCGGUUAAAAUCAGGAGCCGUUUUUACAGGAAAAACUUACUAUAUCUCCCGUCUUGGAUCAUCUUUUCCAAGAAAUAUUGAUAUUCAAAAUUUUUAAAUUAGGCUAUUAAUAAUUUUGUCGAUAUAACCACACUGAGAAAAAAAGAGGGUUCGAUUAACAUUUUUUCUUCAGAAAUUUAACACUUUUUAGGUGUAAAAAUAUAUCAACAUUUUUUAAUGUUAAUUUUACACCUUAUUAAGAGUAAAAUUAACAUGAAAAAGGGUACCUUUAAGCCCUAAUACACCUAAAAAAGGUAAUAUUUACACCGAUUUCGGAUCAAUACUGCAGGGUAAAAUUAACAUUUCCUGAAUGUUAUUUUAACUUUUUCGGAUUUCUCUCAGUGGCAGCAAAUCUAUCCUUGCUUUCUUCUUUGAAAGUUUGUCAAAUAAGUGACAAAUUUUUCCUUCCAGAAUGAAUUUGAUUGAAUUAAAUUUAUUCUGUCUCACGUAUUUGAAUAAAUUUUCGAAUAUAUAAAAGGAAAUUGAGUUACCGUUUAAUCUAACCUCAUUCCUUGAUGUUUUGAGUGGAAGAGUAAAUCACGCUGUAGAUUUUCUUUGACAAUGCUUUGUAUUUUUUCACACCGAAUCAUCGGAUAUCAAAUCCGUGGUUAAAAUUGCUUUAUUAAAGAGGUUAAUGUUUAAACAUAACCUAAAAGCUCUAGAAGGGUUUUUUCAUGGUUGGCUGUAAAGAAUUUCUUUCUAAAUUCUAGCACUUUGAAAGCUAAUUGAAAAAUGUUCGUUAAUGAACAAGAAAUAAAGAUUAAAGAAAUAAAAAUUUUGAGGUUAUGUAGAAUAUUUAAACGAAUAAAUAAGAUUGAAAUUUUAAUACCCGAGAAGUAUUCAAAAUUCUCGGUAAUACCUACAUUAAAACAUUUUGCUAGUGUUAGAAAUUCAAAGCCUGCAAGAAAAUCCAGUGUCAAAUUUUUGCUGCUAAGAAAGACCUUUCUAGGUUAUGUUAUUUUCAACAAGAAACUCUUCCACUUAUCUCUUAAAAAUUGAUUCUAAUGUAAUUUAUUGCGUAUUUUGCUCACAAAAUGCGUAAAAAUCACGAGUACAUCAGAACCUUUGAGAAUUUUAAUAAAAAUCAGAGUUUUUGAGGUUAGAAUUCUUGUAUUUUCUUUGGUAAAAUUUGACGUAUUUAAAGGGGAGAUGCAAAAGUAAUUAGAUUGAUUAAAAUAAAUACCGCAAGAUGGGAAUUUUCCACAUAUUUUUCUAUCCAAAAAGAAAACUAGAUUUAUGAGGUUAGGUUCAACAUAACCCAACUUUUCAAAAUAACCUCUUGGUUUAGAGAAGGCAACAAAAGUAAAUGAAAGAACCACCUAUUAAACGCAAAUUAAAUGCAGAAUCGUACAAUAGAAGAAAAUCGACAGAUUUAAAAUCAGUUGAAAAUUCUUUUUGUUUUUUUAAUUUGUUUCCUUUUUUACAGAAACAAAAAAAAAAACAAUAAAUCACAAAGUAAAAUAUAAGUUCUACAUUUAAAAAAAAAAUUGUUCCUUCUUUCACUGUGUACAUAUUAAAUAUAAUAAAAAAAAAAACAUUUAAAUAAAAGGAUUUUAUUGAGUAAUUCACCUAAAAGUAAUAAAGUAAUUUUAUGAAUUAAUAGAUGUAAUUUCACUGAAAACAAAUGAUUAUAAAAAAAAUUAAGGACUUUUGAUAUAUUACUAUUGAAGAUAAAUAUUAUUAGUAAUAAUGAAAAUCUAUUUAUAAAUAUUGCUAAAUAUAUUAAUAUACUUUUUGCAUAUUAUUAAAAUAAGAUAAAAUAGAAAAAAAGCAAAAAAAAAAAUCUAGCCAAUACUGAAUUAGAAUAAAUGCAGUGAUUGUAGUCCAUAAAGUAAAAAGGAGAAAUGAAAAGAGAUAAAACAAAUCAUAACAAAAAAAGAGAGUCUAUUUAAAAAUUAAAAAAAAGAAAAUUGGAAAUUUAUAGAUGGGAAACUUUUAAAAAAUUAAAAAGAAAAACAAUUGUCCAAAGAUAUGAACAAAAAGCAUAUAUUUCUGAAUAAGAUUUAAUUUAUUAAAUAAAAUUGGAAUACAAUUCAAAAUAGUUGAAAAAAAAUUAGGAAAAAAAGUAACAAAAAGAAGAAUUUCCAAUUUUCUUCUUCAUCUUCUAACUAUUUAAGCUUUUUGCUUUGUCUUGCUUUGUUGUUUUAUUUAAAUAGAAAAAAAUAUCCUUUUCAAAAUUAUCCUUUUUUUGUUGGAAAAGAAAGAAAAAACAAGUGAAGUAAAACCUAUUCGAAUUCUGCAUAAAAUAUUUAUUGACCUUUUGUGAUUUUACAAUUGUAAUAAUUUUAUUUUAAGUUGAAAACUAUAUAAAUUUACGUUUUAUUGCUAUGAAUUAUUUUUAGUAGAAAGAGAAAAUAUAUAUCUUUAAAAAAAAAGAACAUGACGAAAUGGUAAAUGAACAAAAAAGUUUUAGCCAUUACGGUAUACGCAUAUUAAUUUCAAAAAUUAAUAUCUGUUUAAUUUUUCUUUAUUAUAUUAUUCCACUAUUUUUUGGGGGAAAGAGAGAGAGAGAAAGAGAAAAUUUUGCGAAAAUUGUUCUGUUGCCGAGAAAGUUUUUAUUUCUUCUUCUUUUCUUAUUAAGUUAAUUUUGUGAAGCGCAUUAUGCUUCAAUUACAAAAUUUCUGGGCUUGUGAAAGAAAUAAAUUUUAAGUGUACCAUUAUUUUUAAGAGAGAACAUUAAAAAAACAUAAAACAAUCAUGCAAAAAUACUACCUAUUUGUAAAAAAAAAAGAUCAUCAUAAAUUCAUGAAAAGUUUAAUUAAAAACAAAAACGAAUAAAAUCGACAUAAUUUUCAUUUAACCAGUGUUGUUUUGCAGAAUUGGAGGUACAAAAUAAUUUUUAGCCAUUUAAAGUCUAAAUAUUAAAAAAAAAGUAAGAGAACAACUUUAAGAAAAAGAAAACAUAAUGAAAAAAGCUAUAUUAAAGUCUAA